GCAAACGAGGCCUGUCUGUCUCCAUUGACCCCCCCUCAUGGCCCACCAGGCUGUGGCACGGAGCACGCGCAUACCGUACAAGUCCAAGGGGUGGACCCUGGCUGCAUGAGCCCAGAUGUGAAGAAUUCCAUCCAUGUUGGAGACCGCAUCUUGGGAAUCAAUGGCACGCCCAUCCGGAAUGUGCCGCUGGACGAGAUCGACCUGCUGAUCCAGGAGACCAGCCGCCUGCUCCAGCUGACCCUCGAGCACGACCCCCAUGACUUACUGGGCCACGGGCCGGGGUCGGAGCCCAGCCCCCUGCCCUCCCCAGUGCAUGCUCCCGGCGGCCAGGCAGGCAGCUCUGCCCAGCAGAAACCUGUCUUGUAAGUCAACCUUUACUGCUGCAGACAUUAUUCUGGUGCUCUUUCAUCCCUUCCGCUCCACCAGCACUGUGGUCUAGGGAUUGUAAAAGAUGGGAGGAUAGUAGGAAAGAGGACACAGUGGACAGCGCCCCCGCUGGAAGUUAGACUCUGGCCCCGGCACACCCACAUCUUCUGUUUUCCACUCUAAUUUUUUUUUUUUUUGCAUUGAUUAAUUCUUACUUUGUGGGGGAGGGGCACAGAGAUGGGGAGUGAGAAUGCCGCAGCGCCCGUGUGGAAGUCAGAGGACAUCUUGCAGGAAUCAGUCAGGGCUCCUGCCCCAUGUCCAGGGGAUCGAACUCAGGUUGUCAAGGUUGGUGUGGCAAGUGCCUUUACCCUCUCUCUAAUUCUAAAGUGUUUAGAAGGGAAGGCGGUUUUCGGCACACUUUUCUGUAGGCACAUUAACAGGGAGGGAUCAGUGAGGAGCAAGGGUUGAUUGCACCAGCAAAGCAAAGUUUUCCCUUUAGUCAUUCUGGUCUGUUGUUAACCACAGCCAAUGCUUCAGCCCUGGCUGACUGGCACCGCAGAUCUGAACCCAAACCAUCACAUAAAAGCAAAAGUAGAUCUUGGCUUCCCUCUGAAUGUCACAAGCCAGGCCUUCGUCAUCUGCACUGCUCUCAACAUUCUUAUCUUCCAAGGUCCUAGAGAACAACAGCCCACAGAGCUAACACACCCCCACCCCCACCCCCCAGAGCUCCGAGCGCUCGAUGGUCUUCCAACC
Molecule: messenger RNA, 1119 nt
Organism: Peromyscus maniculatus bairdii (prairie deer mouse)
Lineage: Eukaryota; Metazoa; Chordata; Mammalia; Rodentia; Cricetidae
Product: LIM domain kinase 1-like
Molecular function (GO): protein binding
Source: RefSeq, a predicted model, not a curated record